This is a messenger RNA of Phytophthora infestans T30-4, 915 nucleotides long. Its product is annotated as ATP synthase subunit gamma, putative. Gene Ontology annotation, molecular function: proton-transporting ATP synthase activity, rotational mechanism. The record is from RefSeq and is a predicted model, not a curated record. Bases 1 to 915 code for a protein of 304 amino acids. Gene Ontology annotation, biological process: proton motive force-driven ATP synthesis. Lineage: Eukaryota; Oomycota; Peronosporomycetes; Peronosporales; Peronosporaceae. The transcript has 2 exons.
AUGGUCAUGAUGAUAUUCGUCAAGAACUCGGCGCCCGUUCUCAAGACCGUCGGCCAGCAGGCCCGCGGCAUGGCCACGGAGAAGCAGAUUCUGCAGCGUAUUACGGCCACGUCCAACAUCGCCAAGAUCACCAAGUCGAUGAAGAUGGUGUCGGCCGCCAAGAUGCGUGGCGCUGAGAACCGCAUGAACGCCGGCCGCCCCUUCACCGCGUGGCUGGACAAUGUUAAGGGCGCUCACGACCGUACCGUCGAGACGGACGGUGUGGCCCCGGUCGAGGAGCUUGAGGGUGACAACGUCUUGAUUGUCGUCUCGUCGGACCGUGGUCUGUGUGGCGGUAUCAACUCGGGUAUUGCUAAGACCACCCGCAGACAGAUCGCUGGCGUCGAGGACCACUCGCAGGUCUUUGUGAUCGGCGACAAGGCUCGCGCUCAACUGCGUCGCGACCUCGGCGACAACAUCCGUGGCAACGUCACGGAGACGUACCAGUCGCCCCCGAACUUCACUGUGGCCAGCGCUAUCGCUGAGGCCGUGGUGGCCUCGUCUCCGUCCGAGUCGGAGAAGGUGCACGUGUUGUACAACAAGUUCAAGUCGGCUAUCUCGUACAUGCCGUCCGUGCGCUCGCUGGCCGUGCAGCCGGACUCGGACGCUUUCGACCUGUACGAGCUCGAGCCUGACAACAAGGACGAGCUGCUUGCUGACCUCAAGGAGUUUGAGAUCGCCACCGCCAUCUUCCAGGGCAUGAUCGAGAACUCGACCAGUGAGGAGUCGUCCCGUAUGGCUGCUAUGGAGAACGCCACUACUAACGCUGAAGACCUCAUCGGAUCGCUCACGCUUGUGUACAACAAGGCUCGUCAGGCCCGUAUUACCACGGAGCUGAUUGAAAUUAUCUCGGGUGCCGCUUCUCUGGACGGUUAA